Molecule: messenger RNA, 1802 nt
Organism: Closterium sp. NIES-67
Lineage: Eukaryota; Viridiplantae; Streptophyta; Zygnematophyceae; Desmidiales; Closteriaceae
Source: the annotation of a GenBank genome assembly
AGGUUGGUUUGCACACGCAUCUGGAGAGAGUCGGUGAUUCUCAUUCCGAAUUCCAGUACUCGCCUGGCUUAUAUUCAAAUUCUGCCGUCGUGCCUCGAUCGUGGUGCACUGAGCUCUCAAUCAGUUGACUAGGACUGGACGCAGUCGCCGACGGUUCCCUCACAGCAAGUACCAUAACUCGCCGUUUUUGUUUCCGUAAUCGAUUACAACUUGCCGUUUUCUGCUUCCGUAGUCGUCGCUUAUCGCCCGCCAUGUCGCGACGCUAUACCUAUUGCCUAGCCUCCCUCAUCUUCCUCUGCACAUUCCUCUGCCUGAUCUCCGCCAAAUCUCAACCACAAGCCGGCAUCGCAGCGUCUCAUUCGCAACGCGCAGCCGACACGCAACGGCGGCAUGGCGGCUUCCGAACACCGCGUUUCUCGCCGAGUCACCGCACCCUCCUAGUAGACACGCCUUCCGCCGAACCAGCCGCUAGAAACGAAGGUUCAGGCCUUCCAGGCGAAGGUUUGGCCGAUCAAGGCGAAGAAUCUUACAUAGUGCGCGCCGAGCCGGUCCCGAAACGCAUUCUUAGAGUCGCAUCCCCGGAGCCCGCGCAACGUGGGAGACGACAGCUGAACGCAGCGGAGGGCGCAGCGGCGGAACGGGGGGGAAGCGGAAAGAGUGGGGAGAGCGGAGAGAGCAGGGAGACGUGGACGGAAGCGGAGGAGCAGGAGCUCGUCAUUCCCAAGGGUGUGGCCGGCGGGGCCGGGGGCGGUGGGGGAAGCUCGGGGGGAACGAAGAAGAAGCGGGGCGGACCGAAUGGCGGAUGGACGCUUGCGAAAGAGCGGAGGGUUUCGUUUUCGUCCGCGCAGGAGAUGAAAAUCGGCAACGGGCAGUUCGGAAAGGGCGGGAAAGUGACGUACCAUGGCGGCCCGGUGAUGGCCAGGUCGCCGAUUAAAGUGUACCUCAUCUUCUACGGCGACUGGGACAAAACGACCGUGGACCUGUUUCACAAGUUCGUGAGCUCUAUAUCGGGGAAAUACAAGACGCCCAAGGACCGUUACAAUGUUACCAGGUGGUGGGGGCUCACGGCGGCCGGCACGCAGGCGGACGGAAAGCGCGUGAGCGCGACCGUGGCGCUGGGGAAGUCGGUGCUGGACCGGAACUACGUGUCGGGCGGCGGGAAGGUUCUGCGCAACUACCAGAAGGACGUCGUAGCCAUCAUCAACUACCACCUGCGCGCCAAGCUGUUGCCGUUCGACACGGACGGCAUCUACAUGGUGAUGACGGAUCCGACGGUGGAGGUGAAGAGCAGCGACCCCAGGGACGGCUUCUGCACGCGCUUCUGCGGGUACCACAGCUACGGCCAGGACGCGCUGGGGAAGGCCUUGAAGUUUGGAUUCGCGGGGCACUCGGCUCGAUGCCCCUCGCAGUGCACCCGGCCCCUUCCCUAUGAUACGUUCAAUGGGGUCAAUGUCGACGCCACCUUGUCCACAUUCGCGCAUGAAAUAGCGGAGGUGGCCCAGGACCCACUGUUCACGGCAUGGUAUGACUACGAUCAAGUGGAGGGAGCUGAUAAAUGCACGUAUGUUUACGGGGAUGGGUGGGUGAAUCCCCGGAAUUCAGCGGCUUAUAACUUGAUGGGAAGGAGGGGGUCGAGGUUUUUGAUCCAGUCUAUGUGGAGCCUUGAUAAGCAGAUGUGUGUACAAUAGGAUGGCAUACUUCAUUUACACAGCAGGGUAUUGGUGCUUCAUCUAUACAGGACUUCGCAUUUAUUAUGCGUUGUUUUGACUUGCUCCUAUUGAUAAUAAUACGCGAAAGGCUAC